GGACGUAUCAAAGCCUUAAAAAUGAUAUCUCUGACUCGUUGAAUCAUUUUAUACAACAACAAAAAUUAGAUCCUGACUGUAUAGUUGAACCUAUUAUAGAUAAUAUUGGCAAUAAACUUAUGGGUCUUUUUUGGCAAUCUGAUGAACAAGUUCAGCUAUUAUCAAGUAAAUGUGGUUUACAAUCAUAUCAGAA
Molecule: messenger RNA, 193 nt
Organism: Racocetra persica
Lineage: Eukaryota; Fungi; Glomeromycota; Glomeromycetes; Diversisporales; Gigasporaceae
Source: the annotation of a GenBank genome assembly